Messenger RNA from Quercus robur (English oak), 1157 nucleotides. Its product is annotated as fasciclin-like arabinogalactan protein 11. The record is from RefSeq and is a predicted model, not a curated record. The coding region runs from base 205 to 879 and encodes 224 amino acids. The transcript has a single exon. NCBI's taxonomy places the organism in Eukaryota, Viridiplantae, Streptophyta, Magnoliopsida, Fagales, Fagaceae.
AUAAGCUGCAAACAACUAAGGAUUUGCAACUAGAAUUGUACCCUCUCACCGAACUUCACUCUCUCCCAGCCUUAAUAAAAACCCCCCCUCUCCUCCCUUUCACACAUAUCAAGUACACUUUCAACUUCAAGCACCACUAUCACUAUUGCAUUUCCAGAUUUCCAGAGAGAAUAAAAAGUCCACCUCUCAACAUAAACUACAAAGAUGACUAAACAGACUGUCUUUUCCUUCUCACUUGUACUUAUUUUUCUCUUCCAUUGCACCAAAACUAUAGCCCAGACUCCCGAUAUCCUCAAAAUCCUCGACAAGCCGGGUGAGUUCACCGUCUUUAUCCGCCUCUUAAAGAGCACUGGAAUGUCUGACCAAAUCAACGGGGAGGUCCAGAAAUCAACCAGUGGCUAUACUGUUUUUGCUCCAAAUGAUAAGGCAUUUUCAGACCUUCGAUCGGGCACUAUAAAUUCUCUCACUGACCUACAAAAGGUCCAACUUAUACAGUUUCAUAUCUUAGCAACUGGUGUUACUCUGUCAAACUUCCAAACUUUGAGCAAUCCAGUGCCGACCCAAGCCGGUGGUAUAGGCAAAGGUGAGUUCCCACUGAAUGUGACUUCUUCCGGCAAGCAAGUUCAGCUUGCCACAGGCGUUGUCAAGGCCACACUAGGCAAAACGUUAUACUCAGAUGAUAACUUGAUUGUUUAUCAAGUGGACAAAGUGCUUCUUCCACUGGAUAUUUUUAGUGGUUAUGAGCCUACAGUAUCGGCACCGGCAGAAAGUCCUCCUGUUGCUACUAAAGUGAAUGAGUCCGGUGCAGAGAGUCUCAUCCUGAAUGGAAUGUGGUUGUACAUUGGAAUGGCUGUGAAUAUUGCAGCAUUUUCUUUGUGACCAAAGGAAUACUUUUUUUUGGUUUAUUUUUGUUUUUUACCUUUUCUUUUUUGGUCGGUAGAGAAGUUGAUGGUAUGUACACUAAGGUGGGCAUACUGUUGGUGGGGUUCACUUGUCUUGUUCUGUGUGGUUUUACUGAGUUGGAUUGACUGGUCGUGAUGCACUGUAAGUGCUUUCCAUCUUUCCCCGUUCCAUUUGUACCAUGCCAUGCCAGUUUCAGAAGGCAAACCAAUGCUUUUUUUUUUUGUUUUUGAACCAAUGCUGGUACUGUUGAACUU